AUGGUUCGCUCCUACAUUGAGAAGCCCAACUGUAUAAUUUUAGCAAUUUCACCUGCUAAUCAAGAUCUCGCUACAUCUGAUGCAAUUAGAAUCUCUCGUGAAGUGGAUCCAGCAGGGGAGAGGACACUUGGAGUCUUAACGAAGAUUGAUCUUAUGGACAAGGGUACUGAUGCAGUUGAAAUAUUGGAAGGAAAGUCAUAUCGGCUAAAAUUUCCUUGGGUUGGGGUUGUGAAUCGCUCACAAGCAGACAUUAACAAGAAUGUUGACAUGAUUGCUGCCCGGCGUAGAGAACGCGAGUAUUUUUUUACUACCCCAGAAUACAAGCACCUUGCUCCAAGAAUGGGUUCUGAGCAUCUAGCAAAAAUGCUUUCUAAGCAUUUGGAAACAGUAAUUAAGUCGAAAAUCCUGGGGAUCCAGCCCCUCAUUAGCAAGACCGUUGCUGAACUUGAAGCUGAACUGAGUCGCCUUGGAAAGCCCAUUUCUGCAGACGCUGGAGUAAGUUUGCUUUAUUUCUUGUAG
Messenger RNA from Prunus persica (peach), 519 nucleotides. Its product is annotated as dynamin-related protein 5A. Gene Ontology annotation, molecular function: microtubule binding; GTPase activity; GTP binding. The coding region runs from base 1 to 519 and encodes 172 amino acids. Gene Ontology annotation, cellular component: cytoplasm; plasma membrane; microtubule. Lineage: Eukaryota; Viridiplantae; Streptophyta; Magnoliopsida; Rosales; Rosaceae. Gene Ontology annotation, biological process: receptor-mediated endocytosis. The transcript has 5 exons. The record is from RefSeq and is a predicted model, not a curated record.